Molecule: messenger RNA, 1023 nt
Organism: Acanthamoeba castellanii str. Neff
Lineage: Eukaryota; Discosea; Longamoebia; Acanthamoebidae
Product: B-box zinc finger family protein
Exons: 2
Coding region: 1-1023 (340 amino acids)
Source: RefSeq, a predicted model, not a curated record
AUGGAGGCGCUGCACAAGAAGAUUCGUGCUCUGCACGCAAUCAAUGAGGAGAUCAUCGCGCGUGUGGAGAAGCUCCACGAAGUGCUCCACUACGACUAUUUCGCCUUCCUUGACGACGGCCUGGUCCUCGAGGAAGUAUCCUCCACCGUCAAAGUGGGGGACAUUCUCAAGGACUUCAAGUGUGAGGUCCAGCUCGUGACGGACAUCUGGGACGUGUUCAACGACAAGCCCAACUGGCAGGCCACGCGCUGGGACGACCUCAAGCGCCUCAACCACGAGCUGUUCGCCAUCGCGGAGAAGUUCGAGCUGCUCGACAAGAGCAACGCCAAGGCCCAGACCGAGCUGGCCAAGUACCUGCACAACUUCGAACUCAUCCAGACCAGCCUGGGCGCCGUCGAGGAGAAGACCCUGAGCCAGAUCUCGCGCCAGGACCAGCUCGCCGCACGCGUCGCCGAGGUCAACCGCCUGCUCGAUGGGUUGAAGCUCGAUGGCGUGCAGUUCCGCCAACCGUCUUUCGCUGGUGGGUCGAUCGUGAGCCCCGAGCAUAGGCGAAAGCUGGUCGAGUGGUAUGGGAAAGGGUGGAAGCUGCUCUACAAGGCCUCGCGCGACGGCUGGGCCUGUAAGGACUUCCACUCGCGAUGCGACGGCAAGGGUGCCACGGUGACGGUGGUGCGCUGCACCGGCGGCCACAUCUUUGGCGGCCACCUCGCCCAGUCGUGGAACUCAUUGGGCAACUACAUCACAUGCCCCUCUGCGUCGCUCUUCACGCUGGCCAACCCACACGGCAUCCCUCCAACAAGACUCGCCAUCUCAAGCGCAACCUCUGCUGCCUUCGGGCAUGCGGCCUAUGGUCCGACGUUUGGUGGCCAAGACCUCUACAUCGCGACCAACGCCAACGCCAGCACGGCGUCGAACUUCAACUUCCCCCAUGGCUACCGGGACACGACGGGGAGGGGCCAAAGCCUCUUCACCGGCAACCGCAACUUCCAGGUGGCUGAGGUCGAAGUCUUCGCCCUGCAGUAG